Molecule: messenger RNA, 1414 nt
Organism: Salvia splendens (bonfire salvia)
Lineage: Eukaryota; Viridiplantae; Streptophyta; Magnoliopsida; Lamiales; Lamiaceae
Product: cytokinin riboside 5'-monophosphate phosphoribohydrolase LOG8
Exons: 6
Coding region: 317-1039 (240 amino acids)
Biological process (GO): cytokinin biosynthetic process
Cellular component (GO): nucleus; cytosol
Molecular function (GO): hydrolase activity, hydrolyzing N-glycosyl compounds
Source: RefSeq, a predicted model, not a curated record
UUAAUAAACACACACACACACACACGUCUGAUGAACCUUUUAUGAUUUAUUGGGCUUCUUUAUUCAGUAAAAUCAAGAAAUACCCAGAUUGUCUUUUUUCUUUCCCUUUUCCAUUUUUCUCCGAUUCUUUAUUACUUUUAGGCUUGUUUUGUCUAUUUCAUGUGUAUUGAGAUAUGGGCUUAGUAUCUUGUGUAUAUUUAUAGGAGUGAGUGAGAGAGAUACUCCAUAAGAGAAGGGUCAUUUUCUUUUGUUAUCUUUUGGCUCUCACAUUAUUAAAGAUUGGAUUUUGUGGGAUUGUGAGAGCAUUUGAAUUGGAAUGGAACUCAAUUCAAGAAACGUCAACAAGUUCAAGAAAAUAUGUGUCUUCUGUGGGAGUAAUCCAGGCCACAGACAAGUCUUCAGUGAUGCAGCUAUUGACUUGGGAAAUGAACUGGUGAAGAGGAAAAUAAACUUGGUUUAUGGAGGUGGGAGUGUAGGGCUAAUGGGACUAUUGUCACAGAGAGUUUAUGAUGGUGGUUGCCAUGUUCUUGGAGUUAUCCCUAAAGCGCUUGUUCCUGUUGAGAUAUCAGGAGAGACCGUUGGGGAAGUGAGGAUCGUUUCUGACAUGCACGAAAGGAAGGCUGAUAUGGCUCGUGAGGCUGAAGCGUUUAUCGCUCUUCCAGGUAUAAAACUGAAGCUUUGUUUCAUUUUGAUUCUUAGUUUUGUAAUUGCUGAGCAGCGUUUGAACUUCUUAGGAGGAUAUGGAACGAUGGAGGAGUUACUCGAGAUGAUAACUUGGGCACAGCUUGGGAUCCAUAAAAAGCCAGUUGGCUUGCUAAACGUUGAUGGCUACUACGACCCUUUGCUUGCGUUAUUCGAUAAAGGUGUUGAAGAAGGCUUCAUAAAACAAGCUGCUAGGCACAUAGUUCUUUCAGCUCCUACUGCUGAAGAGCUGCUAACAAAAAUGGAGCAGCACGCCCCUUUUGAUGACCACGUUGCGCCUCAUGAAAGCUGGCAGAUGGAGCAACUGGAGAACUACGCACCGAAGAGAGAGAAGUGAGGGGGAGUUCCUUUUCGUGGUAGGCCUAUCGACUCGAUAGAAACCUGAUGUGGUUAAUUGUUAUUGCAUAGUGUGUUUAGAGUUUGUCUGGGAAGGGGCCACCAUAAAGUUCAACUUCCCAUCACAGUUAUUGCUUCUGUUUAGGCUUGAUUUUUACUCUUGUUUACAGUGGUGAAACGCGCAACGUCGAUUCAAACAUGAGAGCCUUUUCAUCAUAGAAGAUAUGAUUUAUGCUUAGUCUAUGGUCCCAUUGAAAUGAACAUGCUCUUGCAUAUAAUAUAAGGGAAAAAACAGUAUUGUGGUGCAGAGGCAAAAUUUGCCUUGAUCAAACUGUGAAUGUGUGUAUGAAUAAAUCUUAGCUCUACUUAUGAUUUA